Molecule: messenger RNA, 1178 nt
Organism: Dreissena polymorpha
Lineage: Eukaryota; Metazoa; Mollusca; Bivalvia; Myida; Dreissenidae
Product: protocadherin beta-5-like
Exons: 8
Coding region: 91-786 (231 amino acids)
Biological process (GO): homophilic cell-cell adhesion
Cellular component (GO): membrane
Molecular function (GO): calcium ion binding
Source: RefSeq, a predicted model, not a curated record
UGCAACCCGUACACCGGGUAUUUUGCCAUCAACAGCGGGUCAGGGGCACUGAGCUACGCCACUAACUAUGACGUCGAUCCCGCCGGUGGUAUGCCGACGAAGGUUCAGUGUACCGUGAUCGUCACGGAUAGCGGGGGGCUCACCGAUACUGCAAGCGUUACAAUAGCAAUAAACAAUAUCAACGACAACGCGCCCACAUUUUUGCCGGCGUUCUACUCUUACUUUGCCGACGGCGCGGCUCCGGUAUCCACCAACAAGCUGUCUCCGGAUAGCCCGGUAUCGGUAUCCGACGGAGACCUCGGCGCAUUUGGGCAAAUUACAUAUAGCCUCAACCAGUCGUCUCUAGGCGACCAGUACUUUGGAAUCACUCAGAGCGGAGAGAUCUUCGUUACCAAGGCAGUCUCAGUUCUAGGAUACGGCUCCACCGUCAGCUUCGAGGUAGUCGCUACAGACGGGGGCGGUCGGUCGUCAAGGGCAACGGUCAGCGUGGUCGUCAUGGCAACUACAACAACGUCGACCACAACCACAACCGACAGGUACCGGACGUUUUUCGAAGAUUCUAGGAACAUCGCCUGGUUUGUGCCGGCGGUCGCUCUCGCAGCCGCCGGGGUCGGGCUAGUAGCGUACGUGGCCUUAACGUCCAGCAAGUCCACUGGACCGGCGUCUAAAUUGGUUUGCAGAUGCUGCAAGAUCGAGAAGGUAUACCCGAAAGACCGCCGCUAUGACGUCACCAGACGUGAUUCACCAAAAACCGAGCCACAGGCCUUCGAAUUUUGGCACGCUUGAUUUCUUACACGCAUGAUACAGGCAGCACACUGUCAAACAAAAGCUAUCCAUUGACAAUUUUGCUCCAGAAAUAUCGUGUAUUAAUUGACAUUUGAUUUAGUGAUUGAAACCUUUAAUUGAAAUAAUUUAAUGUGUUAAGCGUAGUAUCCACUGUUCCAUGACAUUGAUUGUGUGUCUUGAAAAUACAUUUCAUUUUUACUAUCAAACAAUACAUGUAUAAGAACGUCUAUUAAACAACAUAUGCAACAACAUUUGAAUACUCAACCUAUUCCAUUUGUAUUCAUAUCAUUUUAGCCACGCAUAUAAUGAAAGUGGCAGGUCGUCUCACAAAUGCUUUUUGCUGUAAAGAAAUGUGUGUACUGUUACGUCAUAAAGAAAUGUGUGUACCGUUA